AUGUUUACUUCCCGCUCCAUCAUUUUUGCACUGCUCAGCUCCCUCGCUGUUGUCAAUGCGUGUAUACAGUGCCCAGGCUCAUUGAAGGUCGACCGUAGUGUCUCGCACCUGUCCAGUACCGGCCCAUUCGACCAGUUCACAGUUUGCACUUACACAAAUGCCAAGUUGUCAGGUGGCGAUUCAUCAGUAGCCUGUGAGUAUGACAACGUGAUGGUAAGCGGUUAUAAUAAUCCCGCACAUCGGCCUAUCAACGUCAUGGAUGAUGGAUCCGAGAAUCUUACGACUGGGCUCCGGUCGUCACCUUACUCGACAGCUUUCCUUCGACAGCUAAAUCCGAGUCUAGCCGAGCUUGCAGAGUGUAGUCUACGAGUAGAAUCCACCGUCUCCGAAGAUAGGGCGCUGCUACAACGGGAGGGAGGGGCUAGUAAUGCGGGAGGCAGCGGUUUCGAGCCUGCGAAAGCUCUCGUCAGGGGGCUUGCCGCUGCCCCGACCGCUUGUACUUCUAGUUCUACGUAG
Messenger RNA from Suillus paluster, 516 nucleotides. RefSeq lists its product as uncharacterized. The transcript has 5 exons. The record is from RefSeq and is a predicted model, not a curated record. NCBI's taxonomy places the organism in Eukaryota, Fungi, Basidiomycota, Agaricomycetes, Boletales, Suillaceae. Bases 1 to 516 code for a protein of 171 amino acids.